GUGCUCACCACUCUCUUUGCCAUCCCAUGUGCUCACCACUCUCUUUGCCAUCCCAUGUGCUCACCACUCUCUCUACCAUCUCAUGUGCUCACCACUCUCUCUACCAUCUCAUGUGCUCACCACUCUCUCUACCAUCUCAUGUGCUCACCACUCUCUCUGCCAUCCCAUGUGCUCACCACUCUCUCUGCCAUCUCAUGUGCUCACCACUCCCUCUGCCAUCUCAAGUGCUCACCACUCUCUUUGCCAUCUCAUGUGCUCACCAAUCUCUCUGCCAUCCCAUGUGCUCACCACUCUCUCUGCCAUCUCAUGUGCUCACCACUCUCUCUGCCAUCUCAUGUGCUCACCACUCUCUUUGCGAUCCCAUGUGCUCACCACUCUCUCUACCAUCUCAUGUGCUCACCACUCUCUCUACCAUCUCAUGUGCUCACCACUCUCUCUGCCAUCCCAGGUGCUCACCACUCUCUCUGCCAUCUCAUUUGCUCACCACUCUCUCUGCCAUCCCAUGUGCUCACCACUCUCUCUACCAUCUCAUGUGCUCACCACUCUCUCUGCCAUCCCAUGUGCUCACCACUCUCUUUGCCAUCCCAUGUGCUCACCACUCUCUUUGCCAUCCCAUGUGCUCACCACUCUCUUUGCGAUCUCAUGUGCUCACCACUCUCUCUGCCAUCCCAUGUGCUCACCACUCUCUCUGCCAUCUCAUGUGCUCACCACUCCCUCUACCAUCUCAAUUGCUCACCACUCUCUUUGCCAUCUCAUGUGCUCACCACUCUCUCUGCCAUCCCAUGUGCUCACCACUCUCUCUGCCAUCUCAUGUGCUCACCACUCUCUCUGCCAUCUCAUGUGCUCACCACUCUCUCUGCCAUCUCAUGUGCUCACCACUCUCUUUGCCAUCCCAUGUGCUCACCACUCUCUCUACCAUCUCAUGUGCUCACCACUCUCUCUACCAUCUCAUGUGCUCACCACUGUCUCUGCCAUCUCAUGUGCUCACCACUCUCUCUACCAUCUCAUGUGCUCACCACUCUCUCUACCAUCUCAUGUGCUCACCACUCUCUCUGCCAUCCCACGUGCUCACCACUCUCUCUGCCAUCUCAUUUGCUCACCACUCUCUCUGCCAUCCCAUGUGCUCACCACUCUCUCUACCAUCUCAUGUGCUCACCACUCUCUCUGCCAUCCCAUGUGCUCACCACUCUCUUUGCCAUCCCAUGUGCUCACCACUCUCUUUGCCAUCCCAUGUGCUCACCACUCUCUCUACCAUCUCAUGUGCUCACCACUCUCUCUACCAUCUCAUGUGCUCACCACUCUCUCUACCAUCUCAUGUGCUCACCACUCUCUCUGCCAUCCCAUGUGCUCACCACUUUCUCUGCCAUCUCAUGUGCUCACCACCCCCUCUACCAUCUCAAGUGCUCACCACUCUCUUUGCCAUCUCAUGUGCUCACAACUCUCUCUGCCAUCCCAUGUGCUCACCACUCUCUCUGCCAUCUCAUGUGCUCACCACUCUCUCUGCCAUCUCAUGUGCUCACCAAUCUCUCUGCCAUCUCAUGUGCUCACCACUCUCUUUGCCAUCCCAUGUGCUCACGCUUCUCUCUACCAUCUCAUGUGCUCACCACUCUCUCUACCAUCUCAUGUGCUCACCACUCCCUCUGCCAUCUCAUGAGCUCACCACUCUCUCUACCAUCUCAUGUGCUCACCACUCUCUCUACCAUCUCAUGUGCUCACCACUCUCUCUGCCAUCUCAUUUGCUCACCACUCUCUCUGCCAUCCCAUGUGCUCACCACUCUCUCUACCAUCUCAUGUGCUCACGACUCUCUCUGCCAUCCCAUGUGCUCACCACUCUCUUUGCCAUCCCAUGUGCUCACCACUCUCUUUGCCAUCCCAUGUGCUCACCACUCUCUUUGCGAUCUCAUGUGCUCACCACUCUCUCUGCCAUCCCAUGUGCUCACCACUCUCUCUGCCAUCUCAUGUGCUCACCACUCCCUCUACCAUCUCAAGUGCUCACCACUCUCUUUGCCAUCUCAUGUGCUCACCACUCUCUCUGCCAUCCCAUGUGCUCACCACUCUCUCUGCCAUCUCAUGUGCUCACCACUCUCUCUGCCAUCUCAUGUGCUCACCACUCUCUCUGCCAUCUCAUGUGCUCACCACUCUCUUUGCCAUCCCAUGUGCUCACCACUCUCUCUACCAUCUCAUGUGCUCCCCACUCUCUCUACCAUCUCAUGUGCUCACCACUCCCUCUGCCAUCUCAUGUGCUCACCACUCUCUCUACCAUCUCAUGUGCUCACCACUCUCUCUACCAUCUCAUGUGCUCACCACUCUCUCUGCCAUCCCACGUGCUCACCACUCUCUCUGCCAUCUCAUUUGCUCACCACUCUCUCUGCCAUCCCAUGUGCUCACCACUCUCUCUACCAUCUCAUGUGCUCACCACUCUCUCUGCCAUCCCAUGUGCUCACCACUCUCUUUGCCAUCCCAUGUGCUCACCACUCUCUUUGCCAUCCCAUGUGCUCACCACUCUCUCUACCAUCUCAUGUGCUCACCACUCUCUCUACCAUCUCAUGUGCUCACCACUCUCUCUACCAUCUCAUGUGCUCACCACUCUCUCUGCCAUCCCAUGUGCUCACCACUCUCUUUGCCAUCCCAUGUGCUCACCACUCUCUUUGCCAUCCCAUGUGCUCACCACUCUCUCUACCAUCUCAUGUGCUCACCACUCUCUCUACCAUCUCAUGUGCUCACCACUCUCUCUACCAUCUCAUGUGCUCACCACUUUCUCUGCCAUCUCAUGUGCUCACCACCCCCUCUACCAUCUCAAGUGCUCACCACUCUCUUUGCCAUCUCAUGUGCUCACCACUCUCUCUGCCAUCCCAUGUGCUCACCACUCUCUCUGCCAUCUCAUGUGCUCACCACUCUCUCUGCCAUCUCAUGUGCUCACCACUCUCUCUGCCAUCUCAUGUGCUCACCACUCUCUUUGCCAUCCCAUGUGCUCACCACUCUCUCUACCAUCUCAUGUGCUCACCACUCUCUCUACCAUCUCAUGUGCUCACCACUCCCUCUGCCAUCUCAUGUGCUCACCACUCUCUCUACCAUCUCAUGUGCUCACCACUCUCUCUACCAUCUCAUGUGCUCACCACUCCCUCUGCCAUCUCAUGUGCUCACCACUCUCUCUACCAUCUCAUGUGCUCACCACUCUCUCUACCAUCUCAUGUGCUCACCACUCUCUCUGCCAUCCCAGGUGCUCACCACUCUCUCUGCCAUCUCAUUUGCUCACCACUCUCUCUGCCAUCCCAUGUGCUCACCACUCUCUCUACCAUCUCAUGUGCUCACGACUCUCUCUGCCAUCCCAUGUGCUCACCACUCUCUUUGCCAUCCCAUGUGCUCACCACUCUCUUUGCCAUCCCAUGUGCUCACCACUCUCUCUACCAUCUGAUGUGCUCACCACUCUCUCUGCCAUCCCAUGUGCUCACCACUCUCUCUGCCAUCUCAUGUGCUCACCACUCCCUCUACCAUCUCAAGUGCUCACCACUCUCUUUGCCAUCUCAUGUGCUCACCACUCUCUCUGCCAUCCCAUGUGCUCACCACUCUCUCUGCCAUCUCAUGUGCUCACCACUCUCUCUGCCAUCUCAUGUGCUCACCACUCUCUCUGCCAUCUCAUGUGCUCACCACUCUCUUUGCCAUCCCAUGUGCUCACCACUCUCUCUACCAUCUCAUGUGCUCACCACUCUCUCUACCAUCUCAUGUGCUCACCACUCCCUCUGCCAUCUCAUGUGCUCACCACUCUCUCUACCAUCUCAUGUGCUCACCACUCUCUCUACCAUCUCAUGUGCUCACCACUCCCUCUGCCAUCUCAUGUGCUCACCACUCUCUCUACCAUCUCAUGUGCUCACCACUCUCUCUACCAUCUCAUGUGCUCACCACUCUCUCUGCCAUCCCAGGUGCUCACCACUCUCUCUGCCAUCUCAUUUGCUCACCACUCUCUCUGCCAUCCCAUGUGCUCACCACUCUCUCUACCAUCUCAUGUGCUCACGACUCUCUCUGCCAUCCCAUGUGCUCACCACUCUCUUUGCCAUCCCAUGUGCUCACCACUCUCUUUGCCAUCCCAUGUGCUCACCACUCUCUCUACCAUCUGAUGUGCUCACCACUCUCUCUGCCAUCCCAUGUGCUCACCACUCUCUCUGCCAUCUCAUGUGCUCACCACUCCCUCUACCAUCUCAAGUGCUCACCACUCUCUUUGCCAUCUCAUGUGCUCACCACUCUCUCUGCCAUCCCAUGUGCUCACUACUCUCUCUGCCAUCUCAUGUGCUCACCACUCUCUCUGCCAUCUCAUGUGCUCACCACUCUCUCUGCCUUCUCAUGUGCUCACCACUCUCUUUGCCAUCCCAUGUGCUCACCACUCUCUCUACCAUCUCAUGUGCUCCCCACUCUCUCUACCAUCUCAUGUGCUCACCACUCCCUCUGCCAUCUCAUGUGCUCACCACUCUCUCUACCAUCUCAUGUGCUCACCACUCUCUCUACCAUCUCAUGUGCUCACCACUCUCUCUGCCAUCCCACGUGCUCACCACUCUCUCUGCCAUCUCAUUUGCUCACCACUCUCUCUGCCAUCCCAUGUGCUCACCACUCUCUCUACCAUCUCAUGUGCUCACCACUCUCUCUGCCAUCCCAUGUGCUCACCACUCUCUUUGCCAUCCCAUGUGCUCACCACUCUCUUUGCCAUCCCAUGUGCUCACCACUCUCUCUACCAUCUCAUGUGCUCACCACUCUCUCUACCAUCUCAUGUGCUCACCACUCUCUCUACCAUCUCAUGUGCUCACCACUCUCUCUGCCAUCCCAUGUGCUCACCACUCUCUUUGCCAUCCCAUGUGCUCACCACUCUCUUUGCCAUCCCAUGUGCUCACCACUCUCUCUACCAUCUCAUGUGCUCACCACUCUCUCUACCAUCUCAUGUGCUCACCACUCCCUCUGCCAUCUCAUGUGCUCACCACUCUCUCUACCAUCUCAUGUGCUCACCACUCUCUCUACCAUCUCAUGUGCUCACCACUCCCUCUGCCAUCUCAUGUGCUCACCACUCUCUCUACCAUCUCAUGUGCUCACCACUCUCUCUACCAUCUCAUGUGCUCACCACUCUCUCUGCCAUCCCAGGUGCUCACCACUCUCUCUGCCAUCUCAUUUGCUCACCACUCUCUCUGCCAUCCCAUGUGCUCACCACUCUCUCUACCAUCUCAUGUGCUCACGACUCUCUCUGCCAUCCCAUGUGCUCACCACUCUCUUUGCCAUCCCAUGUGCUCACCACUCUCUUUGCCAUCCCAUGUGCUCACCACUCUCUCUACCAUCUCAUGUGCUCACCACUCUCUCUACCAUCUCAUGUGCUCACCACUCUCUCUACCAUCUCAUGUGCUCACCACUCUCUCUGCCAUCCCAUGUGCUCACCACUCUCUCUGCCAUCUCAUGUGCUCACCACUCCCUCUACCAUCUCAAGUGCUCACCACUCUCUUUGCCAUCUCAUGUGCUCACCACCCUCUCUGCCAUCCCAUGUGCUCACCACUCUCUCUGCCAUCUCAUGUGCUCACCACUCUCUCUGCCAUUUCAUGUGCUCACCACUCUCUCUGCCAUCUCAUGUGCUCACCACUCUCUUUGCCAUCCCAUGUGCUCACCACUCUCUCUACCAUCUCAUGUGCUCACCACUCUCUCUACCAUCUCAUGUACUCACCACUCCCUCUGCCAUCUCAUGUGCUCACCACUCUCUCUACCAUCUCAUGUGCUCACCACUCUCUCUACCAUCUCAUGUGCUCACCACUCUCUCUGCCAUCCCACGUGCUCACCACUCUCUCUGCCAUCUCAUUUGCUCACCACUCUCUCUGCCAUCCCAUGUGCUCACCACUCUCUCUACCAUCUCAUGUGCUCACCACUCUCUCUGCCAUCCCAUGUGCUCACCACUCUCUUUGCCAUCCCAUGUGCUCACCACUCUCUUUGCCAUCCCAUGUGCUCACCACUCUCUCUACCAUCUCAUGUGCUCACCACUCUCUCUACCAUCUCAUGUGCUCACCACUCUCUCUACCAUCUCAUGUGCUCACCACUCUCUCUGCCAUCCCAUGUGCUCACCACUCUCUCUGCCAUCUCAUGUGCUCACCACUCCCUCUACCAUCUCAAGUGCUCACCACUCUCUUUGCCAUCUCAUGUGCUCACCACUCUCUCUGCCAUCCCAUGUGCUCACCACUCUCUCUGCCAUCUCAUGUGCUCACCACUCUCUCUGCCAUUUCAUGUGCUCACCACUCUCUCUGCCAUCUCAUGUGCUCACCACUCUCUUUGCCAUCCCAUGUGCUCACCACUCUCUCUACCAUCUCAUGUGCUCACCACUCUCUCUACCAUCUCAUGUACUCACCACUCCCUCUGCCAUCUCAUGUGCUCACCACUCUCUCUACCAUCUCAUGUGCUCACCACUCUCUCUACCAUCUCAUGUGCUCACCACUCUCUCUGCCAUCCCAGGUGCUCACCACUCUCUCUGCCAUCUCAUUUGCUCACCACUCUCUCUGCCAUCCCAUGUGCUCACCACUCUCUCUACCAUCUCAUGUGCUCACCACUCUCUCUGCCAUCCCAUGUGCUCACCACUCUCUUUGCCAUCCCAUGUGCUCACCACUCUCUUUGCCAUCCCAUGUGCUCACCACUCUCUCUACCAUCUCAUUAGCUCACCACUCUAUCUACCAUCUCAUGUGCUCACCACUCUCUCUGCCAUCCCAUGUGCUCACCACUCUCUCUGCCAUCUCAUGUGCUCACCACUCCCUCUGCCAUCUCAAGUGCUCACCACUCUCUUUGCCAUCUCAUGUGCUCACCACUCUCUCUGCCAUCCCAUGUGCUCACCACUCUCUCUGCCAUCUCAUGUGCUCACCACUCUCUCUGCCAUCUCAUAUGCUCACCACUCUCUUUGCCAUCCCAUGUGCUCACCACUCUCUCUACCAUCUCAUGUGCUCACCACUCUCUCUACCAUCUCAUGUGCUCACCACUCUCUCUGCCAUCCCAGGUGCUCACCACUCUCUCUGCCAUCUCAUUUGCUCACCACUCUCUCUGCCAUCCCAUGUGCUCACCACUCUCUCUACUAUCUCAUGUGCUCACCACUCUCUCUGCCAUCCCAUGUGCUCACCACUCUCUUUGCCAUCCCAUGUGCUCACCACUCUCUUUGCGAUCUCAUGUGCUCAACACUCUCUCUGCCAUCCCAUGUGCUCACCACUCUCUCUGCCAUCUCAUGUGCUCACCACUCCCUCUGCCAUCUCAUGUGCUCACCACUCCCUCUACCAUCUCAAGUGCUCACCACUCUCUUUGCCAUCUCAUGUGCUCACCACUCUCUCUGCCAUCCCAUGUGCUCACCACUCUCUUUGCCAUCCCAUGUGCUCACCACUCUCUUUGCCAUCCCAUGUGCUCACCACUCUCUUUGCGAUCUCAUGUGCUCACCACUCUCUCUGCCAUCCCAUGUGCUCACCACUCUCUUUGCCAUCUCAUGUGCUCACCACUCCCUCUGCCAUCUCAUGUGCUCGACACUCUCUUUGCCAUCUCAUGUGCUCACCACUCUCUCUGCCAUCUCAUGUGCUCACCACUCUCUCUGCCAUCUCAUGUGCUCACCACUCUCUUUGCCAUCCCAUGUGCUCACCACUCUCUCUACCAUCUCAUGUGCUCACCACUCUCUCUACCAUCUCAUGUGCUCACCACUCUCUCUGCCAUCCCAGGUGCUCACCACUCUCUCUGCCAUCUCAUUUGCUCACCACUCUCUCUGCCAUCCCAUGUGCUCACCACUCUCUCUACUAUCUCAUGUGCUCACCACUCUCUCUGCCAUCCCAUGUGCUCACCACUCUCUUUGCCAUCCCAUGUGCUCACCACUCUCUUUGCGAUCUCAUGUGCUCACCACUCUCUCUGCCAUCCCAUGUGCUCACCACUCUCUCUGCCAUCUCAUGUGCUCACCACUCCCUCUGCCAUCUCAUGUGCUCACCACUCCCUCUACCAUCUCAAGUGCUCACCACUCUCUUUGCCAUCUCAUGUGCUCACCACUCUCUCUGCCAUCCCAUGUGCUCACCACUCUCUUUGCCAUCCCAUGUGCUCACCACUCUCUUUGCCAUCCCAUGUGCUCACCACUCUCUUUGCGAUCUCAUGUGCUCACCACUCUCUCUGCCAUCCCAUGUGCUCACCACUCUCUUUGCCAUCUCAUGUGCUCACCACUCCCUCUGCCAUCUCAUGUGCUCACCACUCUCUUUGCCAUCUCAUAUGCUCACCACUCUCUCUGCCAUCCCAUGUGCUCACCACUCUCUUUGCCAUCCCAUGUGCUCACCACUCUCACUACCAUCCCAUGUGCUCACCACUCUCUCUACCAUCUCAUGUGCUCACCACUCUCUCUGCCAUCUCAUGUGCUCACCACUCUCUUUGCCAUCCCAUGUGCUCACCACUCUCUCUGCCAUCUCAUGUGCUCACCACUCUCUCUACCAUCUCAUGUGCUCACCACUCCCUCUGCCAUCUCAUGUGCUCACCACUCUCUUUGCCAUCUCAUGUGCUCACCACUCUCUCUGCCAUCUCAUGUGCUCACCACUCUCUUUGCCGUCUCAUGUGCUCACCACUCUCUCUGCCAUCUCAUGUGCUCACCACCCUCUCUGCCUUAUCAUGCCUACCCUCGUCCUUGUGGCUUUUUAUCCCUCUCAUGCCAUCCUAAACCUGAUUCUUCCACCCCAUGCCAUCAUCAUCCUCUCCACCCUCGGAUGCCUUUCUCAACAUCCCUGCCCUGCCAUGCCAUCAUCAACAUCCCUGCCCUCACAUGCCAUCAUCAACAUCUUUGCCAUCCCAUGCCAUCAUCAACAUCCCUGCCCUACCAUGUCAUCAUCAACAUCUCUGCCCUCCCAUGCCAUCGACAUAUCUGCACUCCCAUGCCAUCAUCAACAUCUUUGCCAUCCCAUGCCAUCAUCAAAAUCCCUGCCCGCUCAUGCCAUCAUCGCCAUCUCUGCCCUUCCACGCCUCCAUCAAUCUCCAUGCCAUCCCAUGCCAUCAUCAUCCUCUCCACCCUCUGAUGCCUUUCUCAACAUCCCUGCCCUACCAUGCCAUCAUCAAUAUCCCUGCCCUCCCAUGCCAUCAUCAUAUCUGCCCUCCCAUGCCAUCAUCAACAUCCCUGCCCUCCCAUGCCAUCAUCAACAUCCCUGCCCUCCCAUGCCAUCAUCAACAUAUCUGCCCUCCCAUGCCAUCAUCAACAUCCCUGCCCUCCCAUGCCAUCAUCAACAUAUCUGCCCUCCCAUGCCAUCAUCAACAUCCCUGCCCUCCCAUGCCAUCAUCAACAUAUCUGCCCUCCCAUACUAUCAUCAACAUCCCUGCCCACCCAUGCCAUCAUCAACAUCUUUGCCAUCCCAUGCCAUCAUCAACAUCCCUGCCCUACAAUGCCAUCAUCCACAUCCUUGCCCUACCAUGCCAUCAUCAACAUCCAUGCCCUCCCAUGCCAUCAUCAACAUAUCUGCCCUCCCAUGCCAUCAUCAACAUCCCUGCCCUCCCAUGCCAUCAUCAACAUAUCUGCCCUCCCAUGCCAUCAUCAACAUCCCUGCCCUCCCAUGCCAUCAUCAACAUAUCUGCCCUCCCAUGCCAUCAUCAACAUCCCUGCCCUCCCAUGCCAUCAUCAACAUAUCUGCCCUCCCAUGCCAUCAUCAACAUCCCUGCCCUCCCAUGCCAUCAUCAACAUAUCUGCCCUCCCAUGCCAUCAUCAACAUCCCUGCCCUCCCAUGCCAUCAUCAACAUAUCUGCCCUCCCAUACCAUCAUCAACAUCCCUGCCCACCCAUGCCAUCAUCAACAUCUUUGCCAUCCCAUGCCAUCAUCAACAUCCCUGCCCUACCAUGCCAUCAUCCACAUCCUUGCCCUACCAUGCCAUCAUCAACAUCCAUGCCCUCCCAUGCCAUCAUCAACAUAUCUGCCCUCCCAUGCCAUCAUCAACAUCCCUGCCCUCCCAUGCCAUCAUCGACAUAUCUGCCCUCCCAUGCCAUCAUCAACAUCUUUGCCAUCCCAUGCCAUCAUCAAAAUCCCUGCCCGCUCAUGCCAUCAUCGCCAUCUCUGCCCUUCCACGCCUCCAUCAAUCUCCAUGCCAUCCCAUGCCAUCAUCAUCCUCUCCACCCUCUGAUGCCUUUCUCAACAUCACUGCCAUCCCAUGCCUUCACCCACACUUCUUGCCCCUAUUGAGUUCAUUCCAUUCGCAUUCCACAGCGGUAAUUUCCCUCCCCUUCUAA
Messenger RNA from Closterium sp. NIES-65, 10218 nucleotides. The record is from the annotation of a GenBank genome assembly. Lineage: Eukaryota; Viridiplantae; Streptophyta; Zygnematophyceae; Desmidiales; Closteriaceae.